GUUAAGACCGCGUACCGGCAGAAGGCCCUGACGUGUCACCCAGACAAGAACCCCGACCACCCCGGAGCAGCGGAAGUCUUCCACCAGCUGUCUCAGGCCUUAGCCGUGCUAACAGAUGCAGCAGCAAGGGCGGCGUACGACAAAGCGAGAAGGGCUAAGAAGCAAGCAGAAGAAAGGACACAAAAACUUGAUGCGAAGCGAAAGAAAGUAAAGCUUGAUCUUGAAGCCAGAGAACGAGAAGCUCAGACCCAUGAGAGUGAAGAGGAGGAGAUCAGGAUAACGAGGUCAUUAGAACAAGAGAUAAUACGCCUGCGUGAAGAAGGCUCCCGUCAGCUUGAGGAGCAGCAGAGGCUCAUUCAGGAACAGAUCCGGCUUGAAAGAGAGCAGCACAUCCAAGGCAAGCCAGAAAGAGAUGGAGCAGAAGGCAAAAUAACUCCCAAACUCAAACUGAAAUGGAAAUGCAGCAAAGAAGAUGAGACGAGGGGGGGAUACUCAAAAGACGUUCUGCUGCGGAUCCUACAAAAGUAUGGCGAUGUGCUCAAUUUGUUGAUCUCAAGUAGGAAGAUGGGGAGUGCAGUCGUGGAAUUUGCUACGGUUAAGGCUGCUGAGAUGGCUGUGAAGAAUGAAGUUGGCCUGAUAAGUAAUCCUCUAAAGAUUUCCUGGCUGGAGGGCCAGCCCCGGAACAAUCCCAGCACUGUACUUUCUGACAGCACUAGUCAACCUAGAACUUCACAG
This is a messenger RNA of Tauraco erythrolophus (red-crested turaco), 735 nucleotides long. The record is from RefSeq and is a predicted model, not a curated record. NCBI's taxonomy places the organism in Eukaryota, Metazoa, Chordata, Aves, Musophagiformes, Musophagidae.